Molecule: messenger RNA, 5451 nt
Organism: Mytilus trossulus (common blue mussel)
Lineage: Eukaryota; Metazoa; Mollusca; Bivalvia; Mytilida; Mytilidae
Product: BTB/POZ domain-containing protein 9-like
Exons: 12
Coding region: 120-1985 (621 amino acids)
Biological process (GO): adult locomotory behavior; circadian behavior; modulation of chemical synaptic transmission
Cellular component (GO): cytoplasm
Molecular function (GO): protein binding
Source: RefSeq, a predicted model, not a curated record
GAACAAAAUGUCGGAAUGUUUUCAUUUUGAUUGUUGAGGAAAUUUUUAUGCGUUCACUGAUAUUUGCACGAACUUGAUGAAUAUAUGCAAGUAUUAAUAAUAUAAAUUAGGAUGACAUAAUGUGUGACAGCAGACAUUUACGUUCUCCAACACCGGCUGGUAUAGUAGAUCAUGUUUCGUCUUUAUCUGAAAAUCUUGGUGAAUUGGUAGAUAGUGCUGAUUACAGUGAUAUUACAUUAAUUGUUGAGGAUGACAAAUACCAGUCACAUAAAGUUAUAUUGGCUGCCAGGUCGGACUACUUCAGAGCAUUGCUCUUUGGUGGUAUGAGAGAAUCUCAGCCUGGCACUACAGAGAUUGAGUUGAAAGAUACAUCGUCUACAGCAUUCAGUGUAUUGCUAAAGUAUAUUUAUACAGGCAGGAUAAAUCUACUUGAAAUCAAGGAAGAAAAUUUAUUGGAUAUACUUGGUAUGUCACAUCGGUAUGGAUUUAUGGAACUGGCUUCUUCCAUCUCGGACUACUUGAAGGCUAUCCUGAAUAUCAACAAUGUUUGCCUGAUUUAUGACAUUGCUAAUAUGUAUUCUUUGAUGUCCUUGUGUCAAGUGUGUAAAGAAUUCAUUGACAGAAAUGCCUUAGAUAUUCUUCACGGAGAAGCAUUCCUUACUCUGUCACAGAGCUCAGUCAAGGAUUUGAUUUGUAGAGAUUCAUUUUGUUCACCAGAAAUAGAGAUAUUUAAUUCAAUCGUUCUUUGGUCAGAACAUAACACAGGGCAGGAUCCUACCCCUAUCUUAGAUGCUAUACGUUUACCACUAAUGAAUAUGCAAGAGUUGUUGAACAAAGUGAGACCUACAAAAUUAGUUUCCCCUGAUUCUAUCUUGGAUGCCAUCAAAGUUCAAACAGAAUGUAGGAACAUGGAACUGAAAUACAGAGGACUUCUGGUUGUUGAUGAGAAUGUUGCUACAACAAGAUUUGGUGCCCAAGUAAUGAAAGGUGAGAUGAAACAAGCCCUGUUAGAUGGAGAUAGCAGUAAUUAUGAUUUGGACAGAGGUUUUACCAGACAUCCAAUAGAUGAUAACUAUGAGGCAGGCGUUGUGAUUAAACUGGCACAGCCAUACAUACUUAAUACAUUUAAGUUGUUGUUAUGGGAUAGAGAUAUGAGGUCUUACUCCUAUUUUAUUGAAGUAUCAAUGGAUGACAAGGACUAUGAGAAAGUAAUUGAUCAUACCAAGUUUCUGUGUAGAUCAUGGCAAAUUCUUCAUUUCCCUCCAAGGGUUGUAAGGUAUGUACGAGUUGUAGGAACGCACAAUACUGUCAAUAGAGUGUUUCAUUUGGUUGCCUUUGAAUGUCUGUACACAAACAAGCCUUUCCAGUUAGAACAAGGAUUAAUUGUGCCAUCAGAGAAUGUUGCAACAAUAUCAGCAAGUGCCUGUGUAAUUGAGGGAGUUAGUAGAAGUAGGAAUGCUCUGAUCAAUGGAGAUAUCCGACAUUAUGACUGGGAUUCUGGAUACACAUGUCAUCAGUUAGGAAGUGGGGCUGUCAUUGUACAAUUGGCACAGCCAUAUAUUGUGGAUUCUAUGAGACUGCUGUUGUGGGACUGUGAUGACAGAAGUUAUAGUUACUAUAUAGAGGUAUCAAUCGAUCAGAAAAACUGGCACAUGGUCAUUGAUAAGAGGAAUGAGCCAUGCAAGUCUUGGCAGCACAUAACGUUUGAUAAAAGACCUGUAGCAUUUGUAAAGAUUGUUGGUACAAGUAACACUGCAAAUGAGGUUUUCCAUUGUGUUCAUUUUGAAUGUCCUGCUGAGACAAGCAUCAAUAUGUCAAACCAAGGAGGGGCAUGCUCACUUCCUGUUAAUCCAAGUGGAUCAGCCAGUAACAAUAGUAUUCAAACACCAAGUUCUGAGAACUAUAUUAGUGCAGAAUAUUCCCCACAGGAUGCCCCAGAGGCAGACCGAAUGGACACGCAUGAUUCUAGUGAUUCAGAGAGCUGACAAGGAACAAAGACACAAUCUGUUUUUAAAUGGAUGCCCAUUUUUUCAGAUGAUUAAAAAAAAGAAGAAAAACAAAAGUAGAAGCAAAUUUUUUACGUUGUAUUUAUGAUAUUGCUUUUAUGCAAAAGGUUAAGGGGUGAUCAAGCUUUUUACUACAUUCACAUGUAUUACUGCUAGUGUUUAAAAUUAUGAUCUUCAUGUAGAUUUAUUUAUAUAAACCACCCCAUAAUGGCCAUUGUACAUUUGAUGAGUCAUUUCAUUUUUUUGUACAUGUAAAUAGUAUUUCUGAUGUAUAUAAAUGCAUUGCUUUAAUAAGUUAUUAAUUUCAUUGAUAAAAUUUCUGAUUUUAGAAUGAAGUUUAAAUGAGAAAGUGAGUGCGAGAUACCGAGCCUGCAAAAUUAAUAUAGAAAAAAAACUGUAUAGUUUAUACCACAGAUAAUUGAUUUUUAGUUACAUGAUUUUUAUAUUCAAGGACAUGGACUUAAAAAAGUCUGAGCAAAUUGUUUCUAUUCUUUUUGAUAGCACCUCUAUAUUAAACAGAUUUUUUUUGCUGUAAGACAGUUAAAACUCCUGAUUUGAAAUGAUUUCAUGGCAUAGAGAAUUAUAUUUCACUAAAUUCCAUGCAAAUUUGAUUUUUUUUGUCUUGAGUACAAUAAAUUCUGUUUUUCAAUGAAACAUAUUCUUUACCAAAAAUUAAUAAAAGCAGAUCUGCCAAAGCUUAAAUAAAUUUAGUGUAGGCUGAAAGAAUGUGAGCAAGGUUGUGCCAAAUACUGUGGAUUAAAUUUUGUAAGUACAAAUUUUUGUGGUUUGAUAAAGAAAUGGAAUUUUUAUUUUGUUGAGAACUAAAAUUUACUUAGGGCUGUUCCAAAAUUAGUUAUAGUGGUGAAUGGGAAGCACUCAAAUUAAUUGAAUAUGGGGGGGGGGGGGGUGCAAUUUCCUCACAAUAAUCUAAGAAUAAUUGUAACAUGAAAUACAUGAAAUACAUGAAAUAUGCCUCCCACCUUCCCCCAUGCAUGUAAUUCUUGAACAGCUCCUAAUGUAUCUAAAAUGUGUACUUAUGAAACAUGGUGAAUCCAUAGUAUAAUUUUUUUUUGGUGAAAUCCAUGGUGAAGUUAUAUAAGAUUGACUGUGAUAUAUAUAACAUAAAUGAUUGUUUUCCUUAUUUGAAAAAAUCAAAAUAUCUGCAUAUUCUAGAUUCUAUAGUUGUGAUUAAAAACUAUUUCUUAAAAAGUGAUGAUGCUGUUAUACAUAUAUUUAUAAUGACAUCAGAUUACAGUAUUGUUUUGAAAACUUAAGGCUGUGAAUCUUGUCAGAGAUAGUGAAUUGUAUUAAGCUUCUGUGGUAUUUUAAUUUGGCUAAUUUUGAAAGAUUUUUUGACAAUGUGCAAUAUUAUUUCUAUUGAUGGUAUACAUGAAUAAUAAACUUAUGAUUCCAUGGUAUGAAACCAAGCAUGAAUCAGAAAGGAUACAUUUUAUCCUGUUUAUUGAUAAAAAGCUCUAUAUUUGGAAAGACAAUUGAUUCUUUAAUUUCCAGAUGUUAAGGAUUUCUGGCUGUUCAUUGUUCCAGUAAUACUGGCAAGUAGCAGCAAUAACUAUGAGUUAAAAUGAAAACAUCAACACACUGCUGUUGAAUCAAGCCUGUUGCAAGACACCUAUUUUUAUCAGUAUUCAUAUGAAGAUACAAGUGCUAUAUUUUUUUCAUUUUGUGUAUUUUUUUGUGUUGUUUAUAUAUGUAUUGAACUAGUUUAGUUUUAUACUUGUAUGUAAUGGCUAGUGAGUUUUAAGAGUCUUUCACAUUUUCCUUUUUGUAGUAAAAACGUUUAAUAUAUUAUGAAAAUCUAAGUCAAAAUAUUAAAUCGCACAUUCCAGAAUAUAUUUAUUUGGAAUAAAACAUUGCCUUGAUUUUCAACAUUGACUGUUAGAAUAACUUAAUAUUCAUUCAUAUUGUCAUUUUCAUGCAAAAUUUAUUAUAUUAGUGAAUGUGUAAUAAAUAAUUUGACAAAGCAUGUUAAUUGUGCCUUCUGAUUUUCAAUUUUUUGUCAGUGUUUUUUUUUUAAGGUUUGAUUAUAAUAUACCUUUCACUGUUUUCCCUUUUCAGUCAUUUUAACAGUUAAAGUUGUAUGGAACUUAUUAAUCAACAUGACUCCAAAAAAAAAAGUGAAAGUUUUUCAUAGUUUUUUAGUUUAUUUUUUUGUAUAUUAAACGAUUCUUAAUCUCUGUGAUACUGUGUAAAAAAUCUACUGUGUCAGAAUUUCUACAAAUAGAUAAAAUAAAUAGUCAUAUUUUGUUCAGCUUCAAGGUUGAUAGCAUCAUUUUUGUAGUCUUGUUGAUGUGUCAAUUAACAAAGCAUGAUUAGGUUGUUUUUGUGUCAAUAACAUUCACAAACGAUAUUUAAGUUCACAUCCAUUUAUAGCCUUAGUUAGUAAGGGAUUGAUUACACAAAAACAUUCUGAUCCGAACUGCUUUCUCUCUUUGUUUUGAGAAAAAUCAGUUUAUUGGAAAUUAUUGCAUGUUACAUACAAGAAUGUCUAAAUUUACUUCAUAAGAAUUAAGAAAGCAUUUCCCCAUUUUAGCCUAUAGAUUUAGUAGCCCAUGGUCAUUUUAUGUUGUUAAAAAAUUUAUUCCUCAUUUAAAUGUGUAUAAAACUAUUGUCAAUGCUCAUAAAUAUUUGGUUUAUUAAAAUUGGGUUGCAACAGUUUUUUAUAUAUUUAUUUAUUUCAAGAAUGAUUUUGUGAACAAUAAGCUUUACAAUAACUUGAAUUUGUAUAGAAUUUUAGUGCCAUGAUACAACCCUACAAACACUUUUUAUCCUGUUUACCAAGAAGAUAGUGCAUUCAAGUUUUUCUCUAACUAUGCUGGUUUCAAAAUUCCGCUGUGAAAAAUUAUAAUUUAUUAAGACAAUAAUGAGUUUAUGAUUCAAUUGAAUACAACUUAACUAACAUAACUAAUUUCUAAGGUACACACCAGCAGUGUAUUUUUGAUAGAAAUUUUAUUUUCUUGUUAAAGGAUAAAAUCUGAAUUACAAUAAAUUGUUAGACCUGUAUAUGUUAGACAUUUAGGAUGAAAUAUUCAAGGUUAAGCAAAACUCUGACUUUGUCCUAGACCUAAUGUAUGAAGGUGUUAUUUGUAAAAUACAAUUAGAAAAACCAUGGCUUGUCCUGUGGUUGUUUCUCAUAUAUUUCUGUAACCAUGAAAUUCUUCCCCAAAAUGAGUCAUAUGCUUUUCACUACUCUAGUGUAUUGACAUACUUACCUAGUCUUGCAGUUAUCAGUUUAUCUUCAUUUUAAUGUAUCUCAGACUAAUGUUGUUGAAGUAAUUCAUUGUGUUUUGAAACCAUUAUUUAUGCAAGGUGUGUUGCAUUAUAAUAAUAUUUGAACAGACUACCAUAUUUGAUUUGUUUUUUAGGUAAAAUAAUUGUUUGUGUUAAAAUGUUAAUUUUUCAUACUUAAUAAAACAUUGUUUUAUGA